This is a messenger RNA of Exophiala xenobiotica, 1671 nucleotides long. RefSeq lists its product as uncharacterized. The record is from RefSeq and is a predicted model, not a curated record. The coding region runs from base 1 to 1671 and encodes 556 amino acids. NCBI's taxonomy places the organism in Eukaryota, Fungi, Ascomycota, Eurotiomycetes, Chaetothyriales, Herpotrichiellaceae. The transcript is spliced from 4 exons.
AUGCCGAACGCCUCAUGGGAAAGUCGCGCUGCAGCGAAACGAGCAAAUAUUCUCAGCGCCAUACCGCCAGAAUGGCGAAUACCAAUGCAUCAAAUUCCGUCGGCGGAAGCAUGCCCCCGUGUUACUGAAUUUGCACGACAGUAUCUCUCUGAAGAGGAGCUCGUCAUCACUGAGACGCCCCCGAUGGACACGCUGGUCCACAUCCACGCCGGGAUCUGGUCCGCUGAAGCGGUAGUUCGCGCUUACUGUCAUCGGGCAGCCAUCGCGCAUCAACUCGUCAAUUGCCUAACGGAUGCUUUCUUCGACGUGGCGAUCAGCACUGCGAUGCAAUUAGAUCAGUAUCAUCGUGACACGGGCACUUUGAAGGGACCGCUCCAUGGACUACCAGUAAGCUUCAUGGAUCGAUUUCGAAUCACUGGGAGGGAGACAGCAGCGGGAUACGUAGCAUGGCUUGGACGGAUCGAGAGCGACGCCACGGAGUCUCUCAUUGUUCGUCACAUGCGCUCUCUCGGCGCGAUACCUUUCUGCAAAACUGCUACUCCCCAAAGCAUGAUGUUGGCAGAGACGACAAAUAACAUUCAUGGUAGCACGCACAAUCCCCAUAAUCGAUUACUGUCAAGUGGUGGCGCUGCAGGAGGAGAAGGUGCGCUGUUGGCGAUGAGAGGGUCACCUGUCGGUUGGGGAACAGAAUUUGCUGGCUCCACGCGAAUCCCGGCGGUGUUCAACGGACUCUACAGCCUCAAAGUGUCUUGCGGUCGACUUCCAAUGCGUGGGGUUGCUAAUGUUCGAACCAGCCUUCCCUCUCACAAUUCCACGAUAGCCAUGAUUUCGUCGGAUUUUGCCUUUCUUCAGCACAUAGCCAAGCUGUCGCUGGGCAUUUCCAACCGAGAAGAAGAUCCUGCAUGGCUCGAUAUGCCAUGGAGACAAUCCAAGAUCAGGGAACUAAGCAUGCGACGCCCGGUAUAUGCGGCGCUGGAAUUUGAUGGACAUGUCCAACCUCAACCACCUGUCCGCCGCGCGUUGAGAUCUAUCAUUCAGCAUCUGCGAGGUGCGGGUUACCAGGUCAUUGAUUGGAAUCCUCCAGCACACGCACUGGCAGUUGAAACCUACUUCAAAAUCAUCGGCGCCGAUGGUGCUCAGUCGACACGGGAUCAAAUUAAAGCUAGUGGAGAACCACCGGUUCCAAGACUGAAGGACUGGUAUUACAACCAGGCUCCACAGCCGCUCCCGUUGCCAGACUAUCUAGCCCUCCUAGGAUCUCAGGAAGCCUACCGCGCAGAGUACCAAACCUACUGGAAGUCGACCGCGAAUCUCACCGUCAGUAAGCUCCCCGUUGAUGGAGUUAUUUUGCCUGUCUGUGCCAAUGCAGCAUGUUUCGAAAACACAUUGAGCUAUUUUGGAUACAGCGCCAUUGUCAAUCUUCUGGACUUCACCGCAGUAACGUUUCCUGUGGGUUUGAUCGACAAGGAUAUGGACCCGAAACUAGACUCGUUGUUCGCUCCAGUCAGCAAAGAAGACGAAGCUACACACCAAUCCUAUGAUCCCAAGGCAUUCCACGGUGCACCCGUGGGUCUACAGCUGAUGUGCCGAAGAACGGAAGAAGAGACUGCCCUUAAACUUGUUGAAAUGAUUCUUCAAGCUCAAGCGCAGACUCCAACCUUUUUUGGUUGA